GCGGAGCUCCGAUUGUGUCGCCGGGCACGGCCGUUGGCUCCUUCGACCGAACAAGCGUGGCCCACAUUUGCCAUUCUUGCACUUCUGGUGGUGGAUAAAAAACAUGGACAUUUGCGAAUAAUUCGUGCACUAGAUCCAAGUCGGGUGGCCUUUUGCAGCUGACAGGUGGUGAUUGUGUUUAAGUGCAGGCCAAGAAUGGCCGGAUUUUGUACAUAAAGAGGCAGAAAUAUUUGUGUGUGGUGGCCUCGGGCCUCUCUCUUUGGAUGGCACGGAGAAGACGGGACCGAUCUUCUGGGAUCUCGACAUGACUCUCUUUGGGGACUUAUCCGUGAACGAGCAACACGACAUAGCUGCUGCAGGCCCGAAAUAUUGACACCGAAAACAUCCGAAUUCUGGUGAUUCGGGGUCCAAUGGCCACAUAGCAUUGCUCGAGGAUUGUCUUUUGGGUGGGUCAGGCCUUUACCGUCGUCGCGAUGUCCACGGCCAAAGUGCCGAUUUACCUGAAGCGCGGAAGCCGCCGCGGGAAGAAGGAGAAGCUCCGCGACAUCCUCUCCUCGGACAUGAUCAGCCCGCCACUGGGGGACUUCCGGCACACGAUCCACAUCGGGAGCGGCGGGGAGAGCGACAUGUUUGGGGACAUCUCCUUCCUCCAAGGGAAGUUCCACCUCCUGCCGCGGUCCGAGAGCAACCUCAGCGAGGGCGGAGGCGGCGCCCGUUACGUGGUGCCCUUCGAGUUCUCCCGCACCGCCACCAUCUCCGGCUAUGACCCGCCGCCGGCAGAUGUCCCGUCGCCACUCCUGAAGAACGCCAUCUCCCUCCCGGUCAUCGGCGGGCUGCAGGCCUUGACCUUGCCUCCCGCUCAAGCCCCGCCAAAGCCGCCGCGCCUCCACCUCGACGACAAGGCUCCGGCGGCCGCGCGGAUGCCAGAUACGGAGCCGAACCCGAACCCGACCGACGGCACUCGGACUGUGGCUAACGGCAAGUGCGCGGCUCCUUUGAACGGGGACAACGACGACGAGGGCGUCAUGCUGUCUCACGCCGGGUCGCUCCUCUCCCUCCACGUGGAUUUGGGGCCCUCGAUCCUGGACGACGUCCUCCAGGUGAUGGACAAGCAUCACACCGAGGAGGCGGCUGCUCCGUUGCGGGACUCUGUCUGGCAGCAACGUCUGACGUGAUGCGGCGAACGGGACUCAGGACCUUCCGAACACUGAAGCUGGACCGGUGUGUGUGUGUGGACAUGUGUGAGGUCUUGGAUACUAACAGUGUACGUACGUCCUCCCCGCAGACACUUCCGUAGUUUUGCAAACUAUGGCUACCUCUCCCUCCGAUGUGCCAAGGAAAAAAAACCCCAUGAAAUUUAUCCGGUUGCAAGCCACUAACAACACCUGCCUCCGCCCCCACGCUGCUGUGUUAUCUGUAUUCGAAACAAAGCAAUAAAUUCACGAACAUUA
This is a messenger RNA of Anolis carolinensis (green anole), 1451 nucleotides long. It is a transcript of the gene cdc42ep2, whose product is annotated as CDC42 effector protein 2. Gene Ontology annotation, cellular component: cytoplasm; membrane. The record is from RefSeq and is a predicted model, not a curated record. The transcript has 2 exons. Gene Ontology annotation, biological process: positive regulation of actin filament polymerization; regulation of cell shape; positive regulation of pseudopodium assembly. The coding region runs from base 474 to 1175 and encodes 233 amino acids. NCBI's taxonomy places the organism in Eukaryota, Metazoa, Chordata, Lepidosauria, Squamata, Anolidae. Gene Ontology annotation, molecular function: small GTPase binding.